Sander lucioperca (pikeperch) is the source of this 1285-nucleotide messenger RNA. RefSeq names its product NADH:ubiquinone oxidoreductase complex assembly factor 2 (gene ndufaf2). The coding region runs from base 16 to 438 and encodes 140 amino acids. The transcript is spliced from 4 exons. Lineage: Eukaryota; Metazoa; Chordata; Actinopteri; Perciformes; Percidae. Gene Ontology annotation, cellular component: membrane. The record is from RefSeq and is a predicted model, not a curated record. Gene Ontology annotation, biological process: mitochondrial respiratory chain complex I assembly.
GCCCUUGUAUCACUGAUGCUUAUCGGAUCACUCCAUCCUCAUAAAGCUGUCCAUUACCAUGCAGGAAGGCUCGUCCGUGCCAAGCGGAUGGUAGUGGCAGCCAAUCCUAACGAAUAUGAAUAUAUAGAAGGCAGCAUACCGAUGGAGUGGGACGCUUGGAUCCGAGGCAGACGGAAGGAGCCCCCCUCCGUCGAGGAGCUGCUGAAGAAUGAUUCUUACAGGGAGCACAUUAAACUGAAGGCCAAGGAAGUGGAGGAGAAAGAACUGGCCCUACAGGCCAAGGAGUAUGAGGAAGGUCUGGUGGCGACUCCUGCAAAGACUGUGGCCAAGGGCCAUGCAGCCACGACCAGCUUCGGCAAGCAGGAGAUCAGUGAAGACCCCACCAGCACUGCAAACACGUUCCAGCCUGGCUCCUGGAUGCCCAAUCCCAAGAAAUAGACUCAGACAUCCACAUAUAAUGAGACCGCUGUACAAAGUAAUACAAUCCAAUAGAAAAGUCCUGCAAUGAAUACUACCUUUGUAAAACUGAUAUUCACUUUACAUUGAGACUUUGAAAUUUAAUUUUAGAAGCAUCUUUCAGUUAUAAUGCAAUCCAAGUCAACACCACCACAAACUGACUCCAGAAAAUUACCUGUUUAAUCAACUCCUCUCCAUUUCACAGAGGAAGUAUUUCUUUCAACGCUGUUUUAUUGGACUGUAUUACAUUGUAUGAGUUCCUAUUUUUCUAGUCCCUUUGUGUAGUCUAUAUUGUAUAUAAACAAGACAAUAAGCAUCGAUCAUCUUGAAGCUGACUAUAAGUGACCGCAAUGAUUUAAUGUAGCGGAAAGGUCUGUGAAUAAAGCAAAGCAAAACUAAAAUGGCUGUACUUCCAAUAGUCAUUGAGUUAACCAACUACAAAUACACUGUAUCAUGUUUAAGAGAUAUUGUAAAAAAUAAAAUCUAAUGCAUUGUAAUUUUAAUUACACUGAUAUUGACUCCUUGCCAGUAUGAUGAAUCAUAAAUAUUAAAUGUAUAAAAUCCAAGCUGAUCAGAAGAACAGAUCUCAAGUAUUGAGCUAUGACCAAAAAUAUUGUGUAGUCAUUAUUUGUUGAGGAAGCACUUGGAAAAGCAUAUUUAAUCCUGUGGCAAUAUGUAGAUAAGAUCAAUUAUCUGCUGCUUGUAAACCCCAAGUCACAAUAAUAAAUUGUUACAGUACACUGAUCCCCAGUAAGAAGUUCUUUCACUUGAGGUCAGAGAGCAUGUUGGCCAGAGUUAAUGAAGAAAGUUCAGCAGGACUAUAAAAAAA